AUGGCGAGAACACAUACAGCACAAUGGCCUACUCUCACCAGCCUUCUCUUCCUGGCCGGGGCAGCUUCGGGAACUCUCUUGACUCUGUCCAAUUUCCAAAGCCUAACUUCGGCGGUGUCUGUCCAAUGCCUCUACGCCUACAACCUGCCCAUUCGAGGAUGCAGCCCCAGUGAUUUCACUCGCGGCGCGACAUGUUCUGAGAGCUGUAUCUCAGGAUUGCAAGCAGUGCAGUUCAGUGUGCGAGGACUAUGUGCCAACAUCAGCUCUGGCUCAAAUUCUCUUCUCUUACAGGUCAAAGAAGGCCAUAUCCUCGACGCUCUCUGCAAUAUGCACACACCACAAAUGAGCACUACUUCGGCGCCAACUCCUCCACCGAAACAAACACCGCCACCACCGCGAGAAUCAUCAUCAAAACUGGAGCCAGAGAGCACAACCAGCGAUCCGAUAUCUACAACGUCAUCUGCCCCUUCUAAAGCAGCUACAACUACGAUACCCACCCUCACAUCAGUGAUAAUACCCAGCUCAGCGGGAGAGUCUACAGCCGAAGCCACCAACGCUCCGACAUCCAAGGCUACAAAUGAAGAGCAACCCUCUUCUACAAGUGAAGAAAAGCCAAAACCAACACGCAAUCCCAAUGCGCAGCCUGGCAGCGGCGGUGGAAGCCCAUUUGACUUUGUUGCCAUUAGCAAAGCAACUAACCUUGGGCUCACUGGGGGUUCUAUUACAAUGGCUAUUGCCAUUGGUUUCACGACACUAACGCUUAUAUGA
Molecule: messenger RNA, 768 nt
Organism: Trichoderma virens Gv29-8
Lineage: Eukaryota; Fungi; Ascomycota; Sordariomycetes; Hypocreales; Hypocreaceae
Exons: 1
Coding region: 1-768 (255 amino acids)
Source: RefSeq, a predicted model, not a curated record